CCGCUAUCACGGGUGGCACAACGGGAAUUGGUCGCGCAAUCGCCCUCGAAUACAUCAGGCGGACAGGUAGGGAUGCAUGUUGCGAUAAACCAUUUUGGGUCGGUCAAAAGAUGAACAUCUUCGUCACAGCCUUCGGGGAGAGGUAGAAUCACUACAUAAGAAUGGGACGUACUCUGCUGGGCAAGUCCUAGAGAUUGCAGGCGACGUAACAAACCCCGAACUCCGCUUCGGAGGAUGUGAAGCGCUGGGGAAAGCUGGAUGCUGUUGUCUUCAAUGCAGUGUUUCCAGUUUUAGACUGGCUGAACUUCUCUGGUACGCAUCAUUCUCACAUCCAUUAGUGCACUGGACAAAUGCAACAGCAUUCUAACUUUCAAUUUCAGAAUCGAACCCUCCCCUCUAAACCAGAGUAUAGACGUCAAUGCCAGUCACACUUUCCCCAUGCCAGGCUGCAGCACGCCAAAUAGCUAAACAAGGCCAGGGCGGUUCCAUAACCAGCAUCUCGUCCGUGAGCGCCCUCGGGGGUGGUGGACUCCAGACACACUAUAUUCCAACAAAGGCAGCGAAGAAGGUGUAUCUAGAGGCGCGGAUUCCUUUAGGGAGGGUCGGUGAUCCAGAAGAUAUAGUUGGGACGGCGGUGUUUCUGGCAUUUUCAGUAAUUUCCUACAGUAGCUAAGGCUUUCCG
Molecule: messenger RNA, 682 nt
Organism: Aspergillus versicolor CBS 583.65
Lineage: Eukaryota; Fungi; Ascomycota; Eurotiomycetes; Eurotiales; Aspergillaceae
Exons: 2
Coding region: 419-673 (84 amino acids)
Source: RefSeq, a predicted model, not a curated record